CGUCUGGAACGUCAUUCUUAUACGAUAUAAUUUCUUUUGAAUUUGACAAAUAUACUAUGCGGAUAGUAACAUGGAGGCAUUAGUGCAACGAAUAAUUUCAGAUACAAGCGACGAAUUUUCAAAAGAUAUAGCCAUCUUUGAGGAAAAUUAUGGAAGCAGGACUGUAUUCGAAGAACUAAACCACGAUAAGUUACGAGAAAAGCUGUGGGAAAAAUUGUUUCAUUGUCUCUCAGAUAAUUCACAGUCAUCACUUCAUCAUAAUUGUUUAUCUACUUUACGGAUACUUAGCAGAGACAAAACAAAGCUAUACGAAUUAAUCACAGGCGAAAGACUAGGUAUUAUAUUAAAUAAUGCAGCUCUAAAGGACACAGGUGCAAAAGAACAUAUUUAUACCAAUGUUACUGUCGAAGCUCUCAAACUACUAUGUAAUUUAAUAUUCAACAGUGCAAAGGUACAGGAAAUAUUACCAAAAACACUUUGUUUGCAAUGCCUAAUUGAACGUAUGAAAAAAUACAAUGACCACAUUCCAUACGAAGUAACAUUAUUCGAUACCAGAAUUGUAUUCCUGAUUACUGCCCUAAAUGCUACCACCAGACAUGUUGUCAAAACAGAAUUAAAUGGAGACGAGUGUCUGAUAAAAAUGUUGGAAAACAUAAGCAAUCAAUAUGAACAAGAUAAAUCACAUGAUAUCAAGGAAGAUAAUGCAACAUUACUGUGUGAAAUUUUAAAAGCAUUAUUUAAUUUGUAUAUAAAUUCAGAUGAUAUGGCAGAAGAAGAGAAGAAUAAGAGUUUAGUUUUAAUUUUGAGGAAACUAUUGUUAUCUGAAUGUAAGAAAGAAGAUGAUCUUCAGAGCAACAUCGCAAAUCUAUUAACUGUAAUACCAUAUUACUGUUAUUCAGUAAUGAUACCUCCUAGUAAAGAGAAACACAAACAAAUAUAUCAAAAUAUGGACAUGAGUGCAGUAUAUGUUUUAUUAAAAUUUCUAGACAAAAGACUAAAUUACAAAACCGAUUUAAUAGGAAAUCUCAGUCCAAUUGUUACUACUUUUAUCAGAAUGGUUAAAGCUGAGAGAUUGAUUAGAAAAUAUGCUAGGUUACAGAUCUUACCUCCCUUAAGGGACGUAAUGCAUCGCCCAGAAGAAGGAACUACUCUAAGGGCUAAACUGUGUAAAUUAUUAACUUCUCCUGUAGUAGAGGUACGAGAUCUUGUUGCAGAGUUCUUGUUUAUACUGUGUAAAGAGAAUGUUGUUCGCAUGGUAAAGUAUACUGGAUAUGGGAAUGCUGCUGGUAUGUUUGCAAAUAAAGGAUUAUUAGGAUCAAAUAAAAAAAAGCCAAAUUACUAUUCUUCUGAAUCAGAAGACAGUGAAACUGAGGAAUACUUGAAACAUAAGGAACAGAUCAAUCCUGUGACUGGUUGCUUUGAACAUCCAAAACCUAAUCCUUUGGAAGGAAUGUCAGAGGAACAGAAAGAGUAUGAAGCAUUGCAGCUUCUUGGUCUUGUUGAUAAGUUAACGAGGGAAGGUGUGAUGCAACCUUGUAGGAUUGGAGAAGACGGGAAACCAAAGCCGAUCGAACACGUUUUGGAAUUGCAAGAGAAACUGCCAAAACAACAAUAUGCCCAUCAGGAUUCUGAUUCUGAUUGAAUGCUGAGAAAUACUUCUUAUAUAUAAAACUAUAUGAAAGAACAGACAUGAAAUAAAAACAUGUAUGUACAAAAUGUUCUUUUACUUUCGUACCCUGCUUCGUUGUCAGCCGAGUUCUUCAUAAUUCGGAAAAUCCAAUGGAGGUGAAAUAGUCGUAUCUUUAAAUUGAAGGUCGUAGAAAUAUAAAGAGAACGAUAUUAAAGUUGGUUUGCUUACUUUAUUGAAAAAAGAACAAAGAACAACAUUACAAAUUAAACAAUUGGCAGGAAAUAAAAAAUAUAACAGUUUCCAAAAUCACAUGAAAUAUUUUAAACAUUACAAUUUUGGUAAAUUAUGUUAUGUGCUUUCGUGAGCAUCACAAUAUAUUUAUUAUUGCAUUUAGUAAGCCUAUACGCAGAUAAGAACGUAUGUUUCCUACAUAUUUGAGUAACUCUCUUUUUCUCUUUUGCUUGGAAACGAGAUCCGCGCGGGGCGUAACGAAGUUGGGCGAAUUGACAAAGGUAAAUGGCGAGAGAAUAGAGUCUUAUACUUUUCUUUAAAUACUUCUCACUUACGAGAUUUCAAAACGAACAAAAUGGCGUCUUGGCGCAAUGAUUAUGCAGAAUAUCAUUGUAAAAGAACUCUGAAAAAUAUAUUCAGAACAACAAUCUGUUUCUCCUUCCUCCCAAGUUCUGCCCGUCCCGCAGAGGAUACCUUUCCAAAGAUUAUAUCGCGCGCGUGUACAUUUGACAAAUAUAUAAGUAGCAACUGUUUUCCACAUAUCUUUAAAUACAAUAAUAUUAAUGUAAUACGUAGAUUAAAAUAUUUUACUUUUCAUUUUAUUUUUUUUCCAUUUUAUUAUUGUUUGUAAAAGUGUAUAUAGAAGUGUAUACGUAUAAUACCAUAAAUUUGAAUAUUCCAUAUAAAAAUGAAACUAAAAAUUUAGUAGGUACCGACGUAGAGAAGAAAAAAGGAAAAAAAGGAAGAGAGAAGAACAUUAAUAAUAAUAAUAAUAUUAAUAAUAAUAGUAGUAGUAAUAAUUAAUAUAAUAAUCAAGCGGAAAUCCCCGUUGAAAUGAAAGGAGAGACUUCGCAUUUCUCCAUUUUCUUUAUAUAUACAUAUAUACAUGCGUACAUAUGCAUACUGUGCAUAAUAUACACACAUAUAUAUAUCGUAACACUUAUAUGUGGUGUAUGUGUGUAUACUAUAUAAGACUAGGUUUUUAACAAACUUUGGGGAAAUUCGGUAGGAGUUGAUGGUUGGGCACGAUGAGGAAUUAAAAUUAGAAUCAUCAAAGAUAUCGCUCUUUUUUUUCUUUUUUCUUUCUCAUUCAAAGGACUUAAUAGAGAAACGAAUAUACAUAUAUAUCUAUGUAUUUUAAUAUGUACGUAUAUGUGUAUAUAUAAUAUAUAUGUAUAUAUAUUUAUAUAUAUGUAUAUAUAUAUUUAUAUAAAUAUUGAAAUACUUUGAAAACGAAAAUUCGCGGUUAUAAAUAUAUAUAUAUAUAUAUAUAUAUAGAUAUAGAUAUAUAUAUAUUUUUUUUUUAAUCUAAAGGCUGAGUAGUUUCGGGGGGAACUGACAAUUCGAUUACACGGUCGAUAUAUGCAUGUGCAUUUCUCCCUUUUUCUUUCUUCUUACAUAUAACCGUACGUGUAACUCUCGCGCUAAUUAAUACAGUAUUGAUUUUUUUUCAACGUUUACAACGUCACCAUGCUCCUUGGCAUCCCAUUAGCAUAUAUAAAAAAUAUAUUUGGAAUACACGCUUUCUCCAUAUUGCAUUUUUACCACUUCUCCCUUGUCUUGUACUAUCCUUUUAUACAGUUUACAGUUUUGAAGUAUUUACGCAACAUGUCGGAACAUCUUUCUUUUUUCCCAUUUCCGUGAAAAGUCUCAUCUAAUAAAAAAUACCAAUGGAGGUCUCAGGAAAACAUGGUUUACGCAUAGCAAAUCGCGUGAAUUUCUUUUUUCUCUGUCUGUUAUCAACUCUUCGCUUCACUUACUAUUUCUUUCUUAUAUUUCUAUACUCUUUGUUUGCUUUUCUGUUCCUGUUGUAUGGUGUAAACCAUAUGCCCAAUAUCUAUUUGGAUAUUGUGCUACAUUAAAUUCUAUCCUCAAAGACAUUGUUUCUUUACUUAAUUCCAGUAUACAGGAGUAUAUGGCUCGGCGUUCUUUUCUCACACAUUACUGUUCCCUUUGUUUUAUCAGCUUAUUUAUGACACCCUGACCCUCCCUAUGUAGAAUAAGUUUUGAUUUGUUUCAUUCUCUUUGAAGACAUUUUUAUUGUGAAAUUGUCCAUAGAAGCUCGUAAACAGUUCAGAUCCAAAACAGAUCUGGAUUUAAAGAUUUGUCAAUCUUUCUGGAAUAAGCAAGUCCUUUCACAAUGUCUUCCAUGAUAACAAGGAAGACUAACAAGUCCUAAUAAUCCAUUAGUUUGAAUUAAAAGCUCGAAGCUGGACCUCUUUUGAACCCUUUAUGACUAGAAUGUUUCUGGAGAUGCCAUUCCCAGGUACAAAAUUUGGCGACUAAUGAACAAAUUUGAAGAAACACAAUUACAAAAGACCAAGAUGAAGGCAAAAGAUAAGAAGAAAUCCCUUAUAUUAUAUGAAAUAAGCAAAUUCCCUGAAAAUUUUCUUAUCUAAAUCUGAAACAAUGUACGAAGAGAAAUUAGAAUAAAAUUCGUUUCCCUCGCCAACUAUCAAAUAUUACUUACCACCUUCUUUAACGAUACAGCUUACAAAUAAAUUACAAACUAUAAAUAACAUGUUAUUGCAACAUUGCACGUGGGAUAAGCUGCAUGUCUCUUCUGUUAUUUCCUACCUAUUGCUUAAAACAGUAUCACUUGAAAUCUUUACCUUUUGUUACUUAUUUGCUUCGGUUCCCUUCAAGAUUUUUGUGACUGCUGGCUCAAGGAGGCAUUCAAAUGAUAAAAUCACAGAAAUCCAGUUGUCAAGGAACGCCGAGCCAGACACUAAGCCAAGAAUCAUCCAUUCAGAUAUAAUUUUUGUUGCUAAUGAAUGUAACAGGAUUUAUUCAUAGAAGAACUGUUUCUCUAUUUUGCAUUGAGGACGUUUUUAAACCUGUCUUCCAGUCUAAAACUAGCUGCCACCACAAAAUUGAAGUGUACUUUUGUUGGAAAAGCGGAGGUUCCAAGUUUUUGUCGUUGGAAAAGUGAAAAAACACACAGAGAGAGAUCACGGGAAACAUCGAAGGGCGUGUACCUACGCCGAUGGAAUGCAACGGUUUCUUUAUGUGUCCAUUUGUGGUCAAUUUGAUAUGUCAAAGAAAACAUCUCCGAAAAAAAAAAGAAAAAAAAAAGGAACGCGUGUCUCGUUAAAAUUAAUAUCAAAGUAAAACGAGGGUUUUGUAUACAUAUUAGGUGUGUGGAUAUAUAUAAUAUAUAUAUGAUAUCAUAUAUAUUAUAUAUAUAUAUCAUAUGUUAAUGAGUAGGAAGAAACGAAGAAAAGAAAAAAAAGAAGUCACAUUUCUUUCUUUUUACUUCGCCCUCUAUCAGCCCGUCCUGUCAUUUUAAGUAUUAUUAAACGUCAAGUAACUAAUGCAAAUAUAAAUAAAGCUAUAUCAGAGGCUUAGUAAGGAAUGAAACCAAGUUUAUACGCAACUACGCGCGUUUUGCUCUCCCUCUCUUUCUCUCAUCCCUUUCACGCUUGCACACGCACGCCUCCUCUCUCGUUUUUAUACUUAUUACCUAAUCAUAGAAUACAUUUAAACAUUUGUACUUUAACUGACUAAGCAAGGAUUUUUUUUUUAUAAUCGUUUAAUAUUUCUGUCUUUCCUCAUUUUUUUUAUUUUUAUAAUUGUUGUGUGUGUAUAUAUAUAGAUAUAUUAUAUAUAUAUAUAUAAUAAUUUCUUCUUUUCUUUCUUUCCUUCUUUUUUGCUCCUUUCUUCAUAUUUUCUUUUUUUUCCUUAUAACUCUAGAACCACUGAUACCCCAUGUAUUCUUAUUUUUUCUUUUUUACUUAUUAAUGUUUAUAAUAUAAAUGGAACUCAACUUGAAGAAAUCAUCAUUAAAUAAAUAUGAAUGACAAAUAAAACAUAAAAAAAAAGAGAAAAAUGAUGGCGAUCGAAGUGCUUCUAUUCCUCUUCGUUCCGUUCGUUAAAUUAUGCAGUCUGUCGUUCGCUUUUUUUAAACUUCGUUUUGUUACUUUUCUUUUACCUUUUUUUUUUUAUUAUUUUAUUUUCAUUUUAGUCUUUCUUUUGGCACUAAAGAAUUUCACUACGCGUAGCGAAUAGUAAAAGUCUGCGGAGGAUUUAAAAAAACGAAGGAUAAAAAUUAAAAAAGAAGAUCGGCGGAAACUGUGCGGCCUGAACUGGCGAGAAAUUCAAACCGAGGGUCUCCCAAUUUCUUUUGUCGGAUGAAGAACAAUCGAUAUCUCGUUUCCUCUCGAAUCGAGCCAACUAAUAAAAGAUUAAAAAUGAUUAUUUAACGAAGGCGGAAUGGGGAGAGAGGAAGUGGUAUGAAAAUAAUGGCCGUUCUGUAAAUUGAGAAACUUUCCUCGGCGUUUGUCUUGAGAUCUACACAUCGUCUUUUUUCAACUUGAAAAAGCAAAACACAAAAAAUAAAAAGAAAAAAAAAUGUAAAGUCUUAACGAUUAACUACAUUUAAAUUAAUGCUAUUAUUAAAAAAUAGUAAUAAUGGUCGCAAUAUAAUAAUAUUAGCAAUAAUAAGUAUAAUAGCAAUAAUAGUAAUAAGAGCUGCUCAAGAGCGUUCGCGCACUUAUUUGAAUUAAAAAAAAAAAAAAAAAGAUGAAAAAUAGAAAUUAAAGAUAAGUUGUCGAAAACUGGCGGGUCGAGAGGCAACGAGACGAAGGAAAUCUUUUAUGUCUUUCGUCAUUUCGGCUUGAGUAUUGGAGAGAGGAAGAAAACAAAAAAAAAGAA
This is a messenger RNA of Bombus huntii, 6514 nucleotides long. RefSeq names its product synembryn-A (gene ric8a). The transcript has 9 exons. Gene Ontology annotation, molecular function: G-protein alpha-subunit binding; guanyl-nucleotide exchange factor activity. The record is from RefSeq and is a predicted model, not a curated record. Gene Ontology annotation, cellular component: cytoplasm. The coding region runs from base 71 to 1642 and encodes 523 amino acids. Lineage: Eukaryota; Metazoa; Arthropoda; Insecta; Hymenoptera; Apidae. Gene Ontology annotation, biological process: G protein-coupled receptor signaling pathway.